Molecule: messenger RNA, 948 nt
Organism: Dermacentor andersoni
Lineage: Eukaryota; Metazoa; Arthropoda; Arachnida; Ixodida; Ixodidae
Source: RefSeq, a predicted model, not a curated record
CCACAGGUACGUUUUCGUCUUUGUUUCCCCUAAACGUUGCAAAUAUUUUCCACCUGAAAACUUGCAAAAAGAGAGCGUAACGUAUUUCAGGUGGCGGACCACCGCCUGAGCCGCUAGACGACAGGCUCACCCGAGUCGAGGCGCUCGUGCCGCACGUGGCGGUGCGAGUGCCGAACCCAUUUGACAGCGACAGGCAGUCGCAGACGCCAGCCAGUGAAGCCGUUACAGACAUUAUUGACAGCAUGAUGCAUGAGACCGAUUCACGGUACCACGACAGCGACGAUGAGUUCGGGAUGAAUAGUAACCUUAGCCAGGCAGGUGGGUUUGCCGAGGCUACAUCACAGCAGUGCUCGCCAGCACCUCCUCUCAGCAGUGGUGGGCUGCCUGCAGAAACAGCAACCUCAAGGCCAUCGGGCAGCCAAAACAGAGAAGAUGCUUUCAUGGACCAAGGCUCAGGAGCUGAGCCAGUUGUUCGCCGUCGCCAAAGUGGUCGUCUUGCUGCUGUCGACACAGCAUUAUCGACGGAGCUGGAGGCUCGCCUUCGUGCUGUAGACGACGAGAGAAAUCAAAGACGUAUUGAACACGAGGCCAGGAUGAAAAUGAUAUCAGGCGAACAUGCUUUGAAGAUGCAGCAAUAUACCGAUGAACGGCGCAAACGGAGUGCGCUGCACAGAAUGAAGGUGCGUGUUCUAAAAGCUAAAGAGAAGGUACAAAACUUCAAACAAGCAAUUCUAAAAAAGCAGCUCGAACUCCUCAGGCCAGGAGGCAUUGCUGAAUGUGACCUCGUUCCACAAGACUAAAGGCAUUUUUUUUUCAGAGGCGGCAGCAAUAAUAAACCUAGCCACAAGCCAUAUAAAUGAAUAAAGUCAAUUUCAUUUAUCCUGAAGAAUCGCCACUGUCUGAUAUGCGAACACUUCUCCACUUUUAAUUACGCAGCACAGAUCGCAG